GUGCUCGCUUGAAUACAAUCAACUAGUUUGUUCAUCGAUUCACAGCAACAAGCUUCCAAAAUAAUGGCUCUCCGUGUUACAAGGACUACGCGUCUGGCCAGCAGCGAGAAUCAGACCGCUCUGCCCGGGAAGGCAGUAGUACCGAACAAGCCCGCUCUGAGGCCGCGGGCCGCGCUGGGUGAGAUCGGCAACAAUCCUCUGACGCGACAGGCUUUAAGGAAGAAGGAUGUGAAGGCUGCACACAACGCAGAGGUCGUGGUUGCGAAUGCACCUGCAGUUCAGCAGCCCAAAAAGGAGACGACUAAAGUCCAGAAUGAAGUGCAGAUCGUGUCAGAACCUUCCUCUCCUGUUCCCAUGGAGACCUCCGGCUGCGUUUCAGAUGAUCUGUGUCAGGCUUUCUCUGAUGUUCUGCUCAAUAUCAAGGAUGUGGAUGCAGAUGACUAUGAUAAUCCCAUGCUUUGCAGUGAAUAUGUCAAGGACAUUUAUCUGUAUCUCUGUCAGCUUGAGAUUGAGCAAGCUGUAAGGCCAAAAUACCUGAAAGAAAGAGAGGUCACGGGAAAUAUGCGUGCCAUUCUUAUUGACUGGCUCGUCCAGGUUCAAAUUAAGUUUAGGCUGCUGCAGGAAACUAUGUACAUUACUGUUGCCAUCAUUGAUCGCUUCCUUCAGGAUAAUCCAGUUCCCAAGAAGCAGCUCCAGCUGGUUGGUGUAACAGCCAUGUUCAUUGCCUCAAAGUACGAAGAAAUGUACCCACCUGAGAUUGCAGACUUUUCCUUUGUGACCGACCAAGCCUACAGCACUGCUCAGAUCCGAGAGAUGGAGAUGAGAGUCUUGAGGGUCCUCGACUUCAGCUUUGGAAGACCUAUGCCUCUGCAGUUCCUAAGGAGGGCUUCAAAGAUCGGCGACGUUACUGCAGAGCAUCACACAUUGGCCAAGUACUUCCUUGAGCUCACCAUGGUUGAUUAUGACAUGGUCCACUUUCCUCCCUCUCAAGUGGCUAGUGCAGCUUACGCCCUCACUCUGAAGGUCUUCAAUUGUGGAGACUGGACCCCUACUCUCCAGCAUUAUAUGGGAUACACCGAAGAUGAGCUGGUUCCUGUAAUGCAGCAUAUUGCCAAGAAUGUUGUGAGUGUCAACGAGGGGCUUUCAAAGCACCUGACCGUGAAGAACAAGUACUCUAGUCAGAAGCAGAUGAAAAUUGCCUCCAUUUCUCAGCUGAGAUCAUCCUUGAUCAAGGAUCUGGCCAAGCAAAUCUCCUAGUGAGGUUGUUUUGAAUAGACUUGAGCACUGUGUGCUGCCUUGUAAAAAUUGUAAAUUAUGCAUGCUUUUACUGUUAAACUUUUAAUCUUUUGUGGAAUGUUUUUACAUUCUCUUUUUUUGCACUGCCAUUCUAUUAGCAAAGAUGGAAUAGUUAUAUAUUUUUUUCAAAGUUUAUA
This is a messenger RNA of Xyrauchen texanus (razorback sucker), 1433 nucleotides long. RefSeq names its product G2/mitotic-specific cyclin-B1-like. Gene Ontology annotation, molecular function: cyclin-dependent protein serine/threonine kinase regulator activity. NCBI's taxonomy places the organism in Eukaryota, Metazoa, Chordata, Actinopteri, Cypriniformes, Catostomidae. The coding region runs from base 64 to 1257 and encodes 397 amino acids. Gene Ontology annotation, cellular component: mitochondrial matrix; nucleus; cytoplasm. Gene Ontology annotation, biological process: regulation of cyclin-dependent protein serine/threonine kinase activity; mitotic cell cycle phase transition; mitotic metaphase chromosome alignment. The transcript has 9 exons. The record is from RefSeq and is a predicted model, not a curated record.